AUGUUCAAAUGUCUGGCGGCAGUGGGAACAGUAGUAUGGAUGACUAUGUUUCUUUUUCUAUAUCAACAAUUAUCAGUUAAUCAAAAUUCAGGUGAUUCAAUUCGAGCGUGGAGGGAGACAAAAGAAGCCAUCGAAAAGCUCCAGGAACAGAAUAUGAAUCUGAAAAAUAUUCUGAAAAUGGAGAGGCAGGAAAGAAAUGAUCAACACAGAAAAAUCCUGGAACAAGCUCACCAGAAUCCUGGAAACGCGGAACUUCCAAGAGCAGAACCAGAGAAAGAAGAGAAAGAAGUUAUCCAAAAGCCAAGUAUCCUAGGAUCUCUGGAACAAGAAUUGCAUAAAAGAAUGUUGGAUGAUAGAAUAAGAGAAAUGUUCUAUCUUGUGCACAGCAAAGCAAUUGAAAAUUCUACCAAAACUCUGAUAGAAAACCAAAUGAUUUCACUAAUGGGCCUAUCAGCUAAAUUAGAGAAACUCGAAGGAUCAGAAGACGAAAGAAUAAAAGAAAGAUCUAAAAUAACUGAAAGAAUUAUGAAGUCAAUUGAAAAAUUGCAAAAUCCUGAAUCCUGUAAAAAUGCCAAUACAUUAGUUUGUAAUCUGGAUAAAGAAUGUGGAUUCGGAUGUCAACUUCAUCAUGUUACAUACUGUGCAAUCACUGCUUUCGCCACAAAAAGAAUGAUGAUUUUGAAAAGAGAUGGAUCUUCUUGGAAAUACUCUUCUCGUGGAUGGACUUCUGUUUUUGAACCAAUUUCGAAAUGCACAUUUGACGAGGCUGUUGGGAAUACAGAAUCGAAGCCGUUUGCUGACCCAUCACCUGCCAGAGUGGUUUCCCUUGGGAUCGUGGAUUCUUUACUUACGAAACCAGCUUUCCUCCCUCAAGCAGUUCCUGAACAAUUUCUCGAAACCUUACACUCUCUUCAUUCUCAUCCACCAGCAUUCUUUGUUGGAACGUUCAUUUCCUAUCUGAUGCGUUUCAAUGCCGAAACCAAAGAAAAACUUGAAGCUGCUUUGAAAGCAAUUCCAUUUGACCAAGGUCCAGUGGUUGGACUUCAAAUUAGAAGAACUGAUAAAGUUGGCACGGAAGCAGCUUUUCAUGCACUUAAAGAGUAUAUGGAAUGGACUGAAAUUUGGUUCAAAGUUGAAGAGAAACGAUUGGGGAAAGCAUUGGAAAGAAAAGUAUUCAUUGCAUCCGAUGAUCCAACAGUUGUUCCAGAAGCACAAAAAGAUUAUCCCAACUACAAAGUGUACGGAAGUACGGAAAUUGCAAAAACGGCUCAACUCAAUAACAGAUACACUGAUGCCUCUUUGAUGGGAGUUAUCACUGAUAUUUAUAUUUUGAGCAAAGUUGAUUAUCUAGUAUGCACAUUUUCUAGUCAGGUAUGUCGAAUGGGUUAUGAACUGCGUCAACCAUCUGGAUCUGACGAUGGAUCCAAGUUCCAUUCUCUUGACGACAUUUAUUAUUUCGGUGGACAACAAGCUCAUGAAGUAGUUGCUAUCGAAGAUCACGUUGCACAAAAUAAUCAAGAGAUUGAUCUGAAAGUUGGUGAUAAAGUUGGAAUAGCUGGAAACCAUUGGAAUGGAUAUUCCAAAGGAACAAAUCGACGAACUUACAAAGAAGGAGUUUUCCCAUCUUAUAAAGUUGUCAAUGAUUGGAGGAGGUUCAAUUUCGAAGCACUUCUAGAUUAG
Caenorhabditis briggsae is the source of this 1680-nucleotide messenger RNA. It is a transcript of the gene Cbr-fut-8, whose product is annotated as Protein CBR-FUT-8. Gene Ontology annotation, cellular component: Golgi cisterna membrane. Bases 1 to 1680 code for a protein of 559 amino acids. Gene Ontology annotation, molecular function: glycoprotein 6-alpha-L-fucosyltransferase activity; protein binding. The record is from RefSeq and is a predicted model, not a curated record. The transcript has 10 exons. Lineage: Eukaryota; Metazoa; Nematoda; Chromadorea; Rhabditida; Rhabditidae. Gene Ontology annotation, biological process: protein N-linked glycosylation.